Trifolium pratense (red clover) is the source of this 1382-nucleotide messenger RNA. RefSeq names its product putative F-box/LRR-repeat protein 23. The record is from RefSeq and is a predicted model, not a curated record. Lineage: Eukaryota; Viridiplantae; Streptophyta; Magnoliopsida; Fabales; Fabaceae. The transcript has 2 exons. Gene Ontology annotation, molecular function: protein binding. The coding region runs from base 125 to 1096 and encodes 323 amino acids.
UAUUUAAUCUAAUUUCUCUCGCGCCAUUCUGCAAUCACCGUACCUGAAAAUAUUCAGUAACCUAAUUUUGUGAAUUGCGAUCAAUCAUGACCACCGCCACAAUCCUCUAAACCCUAAUUCUUCAAUGAACCCGUUACCACCACCAUCUUCUGCUACUUCCUCGUCGAAUUCCAAAGCUGUAAUCGAUUCCGGAGAACGAAACUGGCUGGAUCUUCCACGCGAUGCAAUAUUAUCGAUUUUCCGGAAGCUUGACACAAUCGAUACUCUCUUUCGAGUUCACAAUGUUUGCAAGACAUGGCGAAAAAUCUCUGAGGAUCCUUUCCUCUAUCGCACCAUCGAUAUGUCCAAUUCAGGUGUACCUGACUACACCUUGGAUUUAAAGACUCUAUGCCACCGCGCCAUUGAUUACAGUUGCGGCCACAUGAUUGAUAUCAACAUCGAGUCUUUUGGUACCGAUGAUCUUCUCCACCAUGUCGCCGAUUCUGCAAGCCAUUUACGGCGCCUUCGUCUUGCAAGUUGCUGGGGCCUAUCAGAUGAAGCAUUGUGUGAAGUUGCUGAAAAGUUUCCUCACUUAGAGGAAAUUGAUAUAACAAUUUGUAACUUAUCUGAUCGUACUUUGGGAGCCAUUGGUCAAUGUUGCCCACAAUUGAAAACCUGUAAAUUCAACAGUGAAGUUUACAGACUUCCGCACAUUGAAAGUAACGAUGAGGCAUUUGCUAUUGCGAAAACCAUGCCUGAGUUACGCCAUCUCCAGCUUGUAGGAAAUAAGAUGACUAAUGAUGGUUUGCUUGCUAUUCUCGAUGGCUGUCCUCUCCUUGAAUCUCUUGACAUGCGUCGGUGUUUCAAUGUUAAUUUGGUAGGAAAUUUGGGGAAGAGGUGUCAAGAACAAAUUAAGUGUUUACGGCUUCCAUGUGAUGCCACCGAUGACUGUCCAUUUGAAACUGAAUGUGAUGAUGGAUCAGGCGGUGAAGAUUACUCAGAUGGGAUCUUGGACAUAGAUAUGUUGUCUGAUGAUGAUUAUGCUGUUUAUCCUUAUGGAUAUGAUGAAUUCUCGGACGCUGAAUUUUCUGAUGAUAACCCUUAUGAUGACUUUUGACAAAUUUGAAACAUUUCAGCACACGAGAAAUGUACUGUGAAUGUCUUAGUUUAUUCCUCUAUAACAUUGGGAUAAAAAGAAACUCAGGAGACCCAACAAUGAAUUCUGCUUUUACAUGGGCAGAUAGUAGCUUAUAAUAAUCUAGUACCUCUGUGAAGCACAUUCACUGUUUGCAACUUGUGUUUAUCUGAUAAAUGUAAGAACCAAAUUAUUUGGCUUUAUGUCUGAGAAUUAUAUUUAACUCUGAACUUCUAAAUUUCGUAAGGUGCAGUUGGCAUUUUUUUUU